Molecule: messenger RNA, 10014 nt
Organism: Ectocarpus sp. CCAP 1310/34
Lineage: Eukaryota; Phaeophyceae; Ectocarpales; Ectocarpaceae
Source: the annotation of a GenBank genome assembly
AUGGGGGAGCCCGUUGGGGUUCGCGAGAGCGUGUUUGUACUGUAUCUCGGUGCCCUCUACAGCUUCUCAUCCGAAUCGCCGCUGGAGACAGGUGGGAGCAACAACAGCAGCAGUGGAGAAACCUCGCACUCUGCGAGAUGUCUGCUACCCAACUGCUGUGCAACAGCGGUGCUGCAACCGCCGUGCAGCAUGAACAAGAACGACAGCAGCAGCAGGGACAAGCAGCAACCUAGACGAAGCAGUGACAAUUCCUGCGGGCGCUCCGUCUCCGUAGCUGCUGGUGGACCUUCUGGACAGGGUUCCGGACAGAUCAUAGAGGUGUUCUGCCGCUCUUUGCCCCUGUUGCGGAUGUCGGCGACGUCUCCGGCGCUGAGAACGGCGACUGCCACCGCCGACCGAAGCGACGCCAACGGUGUCGUUGACGCUUUGCGGGAGGCACUCGGGCUCAUCUACGGAGGAGUGCACGUCGUGCACUCGCCGCACCAGCCACCAGUCAGUGCCACUGCUAGCCUAAAACCUGGCGACAUUGAUGACGGCAACAACGCCGAACGGCAAGCGCUACCGCCCCUGUUGGAGCCUUGCACGCGGUUACACGCCGGACUGGCUCCACUGUAUUCCCCGCUCGUGCGGUCCGACGACAACGCGUUCGUGGCACGAGUACUCGCCCUCUGGAAUCAUCGGCCGGCACGUCCUCCACUCGUUUCCCGCUCUUGCUUGCUGUCUCCACCGGCAGCCAAAGGCAUCACAGUCGGAAACCUCAGCUCAAGCAGCAUAUUGCUCACCGAAAACCUUUGGGUACAAAUAGCGCCGUCGAUUCCGCUGCUGCUCGGGAGGCAGCAGCACCAGCAGCACCAGCACCAGCACCAGCACCAGCAGGCACUGUCGCGACAACCACAAGCUAGCCCUCGGCGAUCGCCGGGUCACGACCUUCCGCUCACCUACCGCUGGGUUAAGGGCAUGGUUUCGAACUUGGAGUAUCUCCUUGCCGUCAAUGCCGCCGCCGGGCGGAUGGUUGGGGACCGUUCGUGCCAUCCGAUCGUGCCGUGGGUGUGCGAUUUAUUGCAUCAAGUGACGGAGGAGGAGGAGAAGGUGGCGGGAGGAGUUUGGGGGGGCGGGGAAGGGACGGGCUGGAGGGAUCUGACAAAAAGCAAGUUUCGGCUCAAGAAGGGAGACGCGCAGGUGUUGAAGGACGUCGUCCGGAGAGAGCUCGUUGUGGAGGAGUACCCGAAGUCCCUCGCCAGGAUGUACAGCUGGACGCCGGACGAGUGCGUGCCGGAGUUCUACACGGACCCAGGCGUCUUCCGGUCUGCCCACGGCGAUGCUGGUGGCUUGCCCGACCUCGAGGUUCCUCCGUGGUGCAAUGGGUCUGCGGAAGAGUUCAUCCGGUAUCACCGGUCCCUCCUGGAAGGCGAAACGGUGUCCCGCAGCCUCCACCGGUGGCUGGACGUGACGUUCGGCUACUGCCUCACGGGCCAAGCUGCCGUCGACAACAAGAACGUCCCGCUGCCUCCCGGCGGCGGGGCGAGGGCCGACGUUGCCUCCGGGCAUGCGUUUCCCGCGAGAGAUCAAAAACGUUAUGGCCUUCCGGCGGAGCACCGUACGCACUCCGGAACGUCAAGUCCAUCAGCGACGCACGCACCACCUUGGGUUGAAGUCGAAGCCAAUUCUUGUUCCGUCUCCGGUGCUGGAGGGUUCACCUUAAGCGGCAUCAGCCACCCCGGGUUCGUGCAGCUCUUCCGGCACCCCCACCCUCCGAGGAACCGAAACGCCUACACGGCGGCGGUGACUGGCGCCGCUGCUGCUGGCGCCGCUUCCGCCACCCGGCGGAAGGAUCCGUCGUCACGACCAUCUCCAGAGGACAUCGCUGGUGCUGAACCAACAGCGGAUUUCUCGCCAUUAUCGAACAUGGCGGCAGCGGCGGCGGCAGCGGUGGCGGCGAAAGAACGGGGUGCACCGACCGAAGCCGAAGGUUUGAUAGAGGGUCUCCGCAGUGCGGCCGCUGGUCCUGACGGCGCCUCCGACAGUGCCGGGAAAAGCAUUCGUGAAGGUAUAGGCACCGGCAGCCCGACAGAUGCGGUUUUGGCGGAGCGCGCGGGGCUCGAAUCGGAAGGCAGUGGCGGAGGUGCGAGCAUUUUCGGGGUGGCGUUCGACGACUACAUCGGCGAGGAAGGGGUUCGCUCUCCUCCUAACGCAGCUGGGGCGACGGCGACGGUGGCGGCGGCGGCGGCGGCAGCAGCGGAAGGGGCCGAGAGCGCCGGCGCCGCCGGCGAAGCGCGCGCGAAGGUCGAGGAGGACAGAAGAGCUUUCGCCUUUGCGCGCGACGUGGGGCUCCGCUUAGAGCCGUGGUACGGCAGGCCUCGCACGCGCUCCGGCAGCGGCCCAAGCGUUGCCGAUUCCGCCGCCGCCGCCUCCGGCGGGACCGCAGGCGUUACCGCUCCCGCGGGUGAAGACAUAGCCACGCCGACAAUGACUGCCGCCGCUGCGCGUCGCGGCGGCUACGGAAGCGGCAGCGACGGCGUUCGGUCAUCGGAGGCGGCGGACCUACUCGCGUUAGGCUGUGUCCUGGCGGAGAUGUGCGCGGGGGAACCGGUUCUGGCCGGCCCUAGUGCCUCGUCGGAGCAAGCGACGAGCAGGGGCGGCGGCGGCGACGGCUGGCUGGAAGCGGCCGUGGAGCUGCCGUUGGCGUUGCGGAAUACCAUCGGCGCCUUGACACACGCGGACCCCGCAAAGCGACCUUCAGCCCACGCCCUUUUGUCCACAACGGAGCCGGCGCUGCAUCAAAUAGACGCGGCACCGUCGUGUUCGGUGCCUUCGACGCGAACGGGUCGAGGAGGGUGGCCGGAGCCGGCGCUACCGCCGCCGGCACCGCCGUCGCCCGCCUACCGCGGGCUCUUCCCUCCGUACAUGCGCGACGUGUACGCCUUCCUCGCCGCGGUCCACCAAGAGGAGACCCCCCACAAACGCCUUGUCCUAGCCGCGGCGACUCUCCCCGUGCUCCAAGUGCCCAUCCACGCUUUCUCUCUCGCGGUGCCCCACUUGGUAUCUCUCCUCGGAGACAUUCCACUUUCGGUCACAGAAACGGAAAAGGCAGUCGUGCGCGACGUAGUGCCUGCAAGAGCUCCGACCCGCGCCGAUACGGAGGCCAGCGGCGCACAUGGAGGAAAGAGAGAUGCAACUAUUAGCACAGGAGAGGGUGAGCGGGAACGGUCCGAACAACGGUCCGAGGAUCCAACGGCGCCUGUGGCGGCGAUGGGACCUCUAUCGCCGUCGAUAACGGCGGAGGGGGCGGUGACAGGCGUUGCGCAUCUGGACGAGUCGUCGCCCGUUUUAGCAGGAAAAACGUCGCAGCUUGUUGCCGAGGUUUCGAAAUCGUACUCACCGUCGUUGAGGCCGGUGGAGGUGGUGACACAAUCUCUCUCUGUGGAAGGAGGCAAUACGCACCCGCCAAAAUUGGCGGCAGCGGCGGCGGCAGCAGCAGCAGCAGCAGAGGCCGAGACCGUGGAAAAGGCGGCGGGAGCACAGGCGGAGGCGGAAGCAGAAGCCUCGAGGACGAAAGCGGCCGAGGCGGUGAAGCACGUGGGGGCGUGGGUAUCGGUGUUCGAUCUCUCCGCGGCAAGACUCGGCCCCGGUCUCACCUUAGAGGUCUUGUUUCCUCCGGUGAUGGCGUGCUUGGAAGGGAAGAUGAACUUCUGCCGGUGCCCCACCACGACCGAGUCCAUCCAGCCGGUGGCCCUCGGCCGAACCGCGGCGCAUGCAUGUAGGGUCCGGACCCCGCAGCACGCGUGCCAUCUGAUGGACGCCGACAUAUGGGGGGUGGUCGCCCGAAGGGUAGGAAACGAGGCCUUCUUGAGGCGUGCUCUCCCGCUGCUGCUGGCGUGGUUGGAGCGAGGAGUGCAGACCGAGACCGACGGUACGCCUCGGUGCCGUGCGACGAAAACAGCAGCAGCAGCGGUUGCAGCAGAGCAGGUGGCGGAGGAGGGGGCCGAAGAUACAGCAGCGCCGCGUGUCCAAGAAGAAGCACAACGGGACAGCGUUACGCUGGCGCCGGAGCGCUUUCCUCCACCAAGCCGUGCGUCCGGCGACGUGACAACGAGCGAGGGUUCGACACAGGCGAAAAUGUCCUCCCGGGACGCGCCGGGAGGGCGAGGGGAUGAUGGAGUGUGCGAACCAGACAUGUCCGUUGAGGGUGGCGAGGAUUUUUGUGCGAGCCGGGUGCAGGUGGCCGCCUCUGCCUGCGUUUCACAGGACAUUUUUGAGUGCCUCGGACCGACCCUGGCCGCUCGUUACCUGAUUCCGGCGCUGGUGGACUGCCUGGGCCGCCUCGUCAAUACGGCGGCAGCCUCGACUCCCCACGCCUCCCGCUCGGGUACCGCCGCCACCCCUGAGUCUGACGUCACCUGGGGCGAAACCAACAAGAACGGCUUGGCCGCACUUCCCCUUCCUCCUCCUCCUCGAUUUGCGGGAGCAGCUGCCGAGCUACGUUGUCCUCCGCCAUCCCAGGAUCGCUGCGGGGGUGGAGACCCCGCGAGUCUUGCGCUUCUCAGGUAUUGCCUUACCCGCGGCGCGACGGAGGAGUAUCCAGAUCCCGGGGUCAGCGGAGGGACGCCCUUUUUGGUGCUAUCUAGGGCCCUCGGAGACAUCUGUGUGCAUGUUCUCCCGAGUCUGGCGCCCGUGCUGGCACAGCGAGGGAGUCCGUCCGCGACGGCAACGGGCUUCAGAUCUGUCCUAGAGGUUACCUCUCUGCUCGGGCGACUUCUACCCACGCUCUGCCCCGAGACGAUAUCCCACUUCUACGUUGGCCUGCGGCCAGCAACAGCGUCAUCACCGCCGUCCGUUCAUGCGGAUGCCACCGGCACCGAGGCGGUGGCAGUUAUGCCGCAAGCGGCAGCCGAACAUCACAGCGUGCCCUGGCUGCUCUUGGCGAUGCCGCUGCGGCAGCCCGACUUCCGAGAAGCGGGAGGUCGUGACUCGAACUUGUCGACGGACCGUUCCUCGGACCGUUCCGCGAUCCGACGCUCACCGGGUCGGCAGGAAGACGGGUUGUUGAACCCUACCAUCGGCGAUGGUGGAGGUGGCGUCCACGUCGACGGCGUCCGGAACCACCCCGAAUUUUCCGGGGAACCCGCGGGAGGGGCUGCUGAGGGCGUGUGCGACGACGCGGACGUCUCGACGUGUUUCGUUUGCCACGUGGAAACGGCGCGGUUGCUUGCGACGACGGCGAUGGGGGUUCUCGGGGACGGCGGCUGGGAGGAAGAGGGGCGAGAGGAGUGCUCGAUGGUGCUGCAGGCGGUGGAGACGUUUUUUGCCGACUUCGGGCGCUUGUAUUGCGGGUGGGUGCACCUCGCGAGAACCGAGGCCAGGGGCACAGCGGCUCCGCGCGAGCCUAGCUGGUUCGACGUGAUGCGCCGGCGUGUCCCCUCGGCGUCUGGCCGCGGCGUCCCGUGGCUGACGGGGAGCCUCGUGCACGCCAAGAGAGACCCGCCACAGCAGCAGCAACGGCGGCAGCCCCUCGCCGCCGUUCCUCGAGAGGGCUUCGGUGCGGGCGAAGAAGCAAGCGCCUUCGAUCUGGCAGCGCUCAGGCAAGUGGUGCGGGAAGGAGAGGGUGACACCGCCGCCAGACCACAGCAGCAUUCGUGGCACCUUGGCCAUCCCGGUCCAGCCGAUGGAGUCGUGGCCGGCACCGCCGGCGCCGCCGGCGCUGUUGUCGUCGGCAGCGGGGGGCUGAAGUCGUCCUGGAAGGCUGAGCAGCAGCUCGUGGGAUCAAGCGGCGCUGACAGAGACGGCUCGGUCUUUACCUCGCGGGAAGUCGGCGAAGAAGAUGCGCUCGACUACGGCCACGGCGCCCCGCACGACGACUUGUCCGUUGUAACAGACGGUGGGAUGUACAUCUCGCCGGCGGAAUCGCCGGAGCCCCCGUACAGCCCGGGCCACUUCGGCAGCGGCAGCACGGCGGUGCAGGUAGUCUCCGGCGUUGCGGAUCGGAUUCAGCAAGCGAUCAAGCAGCGCCUGGUCGCGGACGGGGGCGGAGAUGGCGGUGGUGGCAGCGGCGUGUCGCCCUCGGCCAAGCGUCUCGCCGGGUGGUUACAGUCGGGUUGGCGGACAGCAUCAUCGGUAGGAACAGCAGCAGCCUCACCAUCUUCCGGUGCACACCGAAAUCGACGACCAAGACAGUGGACAACGGGUGGCGGUGGCGGGGCCACCGAAAGCUCCACCGGUCAGGGAGCGGUAGACGGCCGCGAGAUUGGUGGCGGCGGCCAGGCGCGAAGUAGCCCGCGACGAGGGGUGCCGGCGUGGGGACACGCGUCUGAGAAGCUCGACCCGCUUCUGCCACCGCCCCUGUCGGCGCUGCCGCCCGCUUCCUCGAGCCAUCGCGGCCGUGGCAACGCGGCGGUGGCCGGCGGCGGCGGCGGCGGCGGCGGCGGCGGCAGCGAUAGCCUACGACGGCAACACCGGGAGCCGCAAGGGGAAGGCAGGGAAGGGCGGUCCGGUCGUAGCUGGAGCCGCGAAGCGCGGACGGCGGCGCCGGAGGCGGGAGAUGGAGGCGGCAGCAAGUCCGAAGAACUUUCCCUGGAGUGGCCGUCUCUGCUAGGCGCCCUCGGGUCGCGGGCUCCUUCCCCCACCGCCAGGAGCGACUCCUCGCAGCACUCCCGGGCCGCCGCCGCCGCCGCCGCUGCUCCCGUCUCCUUUGCCGGUUCGCCGGGAGACAACGACCGCGACGACGGCGGGGCCGCUCGUAUCCGUCGUGAAACGGCAGAGGCAACGGCGACGGCGGUCGCAACCGGAGCCGAAGACGGGACGCUGCCGUCGUCCCCGCCGCGGUCCCCCUUCGUGUCCCGAGGCACCUCGCCCACGAGGUCGUUGUCCGCGCCGGCGAGACCGCCUGCCACCGCCGCCGCCGCGCCCCUGGUUUCGUCGGACCCGCCCCCCCCACCGCCUGGCACGUGCUGGGGGGUGGGGGUUGAGGUGGCGCCCCGGCUGCGGGAGCGCGGGUGGCUGACGGGUGCCAGGGAGUGGGGGGAGUCUGGGCAAAGACGAGGGCGCGAACCGGCACAAGGAUUUCAGCCGGAUAGCGUGGGGUCUAUGUUUUCUCUGGACAUGAGUUUACAGACAUCGUUUUUUGGCCACAAGGCCGCGGUGACUAGCAUGGCCGUCGAAAAGCGGUCGGAGUCGGUCCUGCUCACGGGAUCCGCGGAGGGAGAGGUGCGCGUGUGGUCUCUGCGCGACCACCCGGUCUCUCGCGUGAGCGGCUUUUUUUCCGGCGGCGGCAACGACGGCAGCGGCGGCGGCGGCGGCGGCGGCGGUUCUGGAAAGGACGUGCGUUUCGCCGUCACGCAGCUCGGGAUUUUCGAAGUCUCUGGGCGAGCGGCGGCGCUUGAUGGGCUGGUCCGCGUUUGGGACGUCGAGAGGAGCCAGGGCCUCGCCAUCUGCCACCAGGGGACGCACAAGGGCGCGCCCCCGCUGACGGCGUUCUCGCUGAGCGGGUGCGGGGAAGGAACCACCCCCCCCCUGGACGACUCGGAGUGGGACAAGGUGUCUCCUGGGGAGAGCGGUUGUUUCUCCGCUCCUGAUGACCAACAAAUAACCGCUUCCUACGGGGGGGGCGUCGUGCACUUUGAUUGCAGGCAAGGUCGAUCGGGAGGUACGGCGCAAGACGUCUUUCCGGUGGCGCAGUGGGACGUGGACGCGCGUUUGCAGUCUUUGCUCGCUCUCCCGUCCAGCAAGGGUCAGAGCCGCGGCGACCACCGGCACGGAUCCUCGUCGAGACGCAACGGCGACGCGGCCCCGCUGCCGGUGGGGCUGUGCACGGUGUGCGAGGGCGAGGGUUCGUGGGUGGCCGCCGGCUCCGGCGCGGGCAACGUGGUGGUCUUCGACAAGAGGCGGCCGGGCGGCAGGCCUCUCUUCUGGUGGAACGCGCACGGCGGGGUCGUUGUCGGCGUAUUCCACGUCGCUCGGCAUCUCGUGCUGACAAUGUCACGCGACCGGACAGCUGUCCUCUGGGACCUGAGCCGCUCCCCAGGGGAGGGCUCGGGGAUCGAUUCAACCGGCACGGGUCCUGCAUUGCUGCGCCACCCGUCGUGGGGGGUGGGGGCCUACAGCAGCGGUGGACAAGGUUCGGGGCUCACCGGAGGCGGAGAGGGGGGCUACGGGGAAGCAUCCCCGGUGCGAGUUUCCACCGCGUUCGGAUUGCCGGACGCCGCGCCCGGGCUGUCCCCGGCCACCGUCCUCAUGCUCCCUCUGUCUCCUCCCCCCACCCCGCCCAUCAACAGGCUGGCAGGAGCUGGAAUUUCCCUGUUCGGAGAAAGUUUUUCGGCGUCGGGGAGAGCGGGCGGCGGCGCGGAAGCGAGAUUGCAGAGAGAGAAGCUGCCCGUGUUGUUUGCCGCGUCCGGCGAUAGGAUGGUCGCCAGCGUCGUGCGUCUAGAACCAGACGCAAGGGGGCGGGAGGAAGGAUUGCACCCGGCGAGAUUUUUGGGCCCGGCGGGGAAGACGGUGAAGGGCAAGAAGGGCGGCGUCGGCAGUGGCGGCGGGAGACGGUCGGCGUCGGGGGCGGGCGGGCUUGUGGUGCGGUCGAUCGCGGUGCUGCCGCUCCGCAGACUCUCGCUUCUCGGGUGUGCGGAUGGGUGGGUUAGGGUCGGGACGUGAGAUCGGGGGGUUCGUGCACAUGCCCUGGUUUUGUCUCUCUUGUUUUUGGUCGUGGUUCUCUCUCUCUGAUCAUGGCGUGUUUUGUGUUGUGAGGAAAGCGAGCGACUCUUUCUAGGGGAAAAGCGGGUCUGUCUAGUUGCUCUGGCCGAAUGGCCAGGGAGCAGCCGCGAUGACGUGAUUCAUUUGCGGAAGAAUCGGAACUUCUUAGGGCGAGACGCGGGUGGGCGGGAUACGGAGCGCCCAGGUGUCCCCCAUGAGCAUUCCGCUUUACGUCUCUGUGUUUUUUAUGCCUUCGACGGUGUUUUGUAGAUGUUGACCUGGUCGUGUAAGGGGGGAGUUCCAGAGUUCAAUGGUGAUACGUGUCAGCAAUACCGCCCACGGGCGUAAGGUCGGAUAAUGUGAUCUGCCUGUGUGGUAGCUAAGCUCAUCCUGGGUUUGCCCGGGCUUGUACAGAGGUCUAGAAGUGUCAUUAUUUUUCGUUAAAUCCUUGCCCCAGGGCUGUGUCAUUUGGCAUCCAGCAACAACACAAUAGAGAGACCGUAGCAUCAUUGUAUACCAAAAACAGAGUUGAAACGUAUACGGAGAACGUGAUGCGACUAGGUUAGAUCUUGUUCCAGUACUCCAGAAUAUAAACAGAAUAGUAUAAACAAACACAGUUGUGUUUGUUAUGAUAACCAAUGUUUUUUCGGGACCAGUUUUGUUUUAACCUCUGUCGUCGCUCCACACGCCAAACUCGUCAAUUUAUCGAUUUACUUGGGAAGGCGCUAACAAGCGUACGUACGUGUGGCGUGUUUCCCCCGGGCCCCCUCUGAUGGUAAAAUAUUCACCGGGUUGGUGCACCGCAAACAUCGAGUCGUCAAUCGUCUUAACUGUAUGCCCACGACAGUCCUUAUAGCGUAGUGAAACCUCGGUAUUUUUCAUCUUCGGUACUUAUUCUUCCGGGGGAAUGACCAUGCCAACAAUUCGUGUGUGUGACGUUUGCAUUUGAAGUGCCGAAGGAGAGUGUUUUACUGUUUGGAGGGGAUGGACUUGUCAACAUUCCGUGCGUGUGUGAUGCUUGCAUGGACAACAAUGGAAAUGGGGUUAGAGUGCCAGGGCGACACAGUUGCUACUCCUAGUAUAGUGCAUGGUGUGGGAAGGAGGGGCUCGGGGUCGCGCUUGGGCCGGAUGGUGAUCUCGUCCGUGAUAUGGGGUGUCGUGUAAAUCCUGCUGCAUCUACCCUAGAGAUUUGGGGACAGAGGGCGCUGGCUGAUACAAGGGCGGUUUGUGCGGGUAAUGUCGCCGGGGAUUUCCGUGACCUGAACAGUGAUGCACGCCUGAAGCCACUGGAGGCACUGGAUACGAUCGGCCUUAGCUGCGUUUUCACGCCCUCCU